Impatiens glandulifera is the source of this 1974-nucleotide messenger RNA. Its product is annotated as transcription factor SPEECHLESS-like. The transcript has 3 exons. The record is from RefSeq and is a predicted model, not a curated record. Gene Ontology annotation, molecular function: protein dimerization activity; DNA-binding transcription factor activity. Gene Ontology annotation, biological process: guard cell differentiation; positive regulation of DNA-templated transcription; stomatal complex development. Gene Ontology annotation, cellular component: nucleus. Bases 467 to 1507 code for a protein of 346 amino acids. NCBI's taxonomy places the organism in Eukaryota, Viridiplantae, Streptophyta, Magnoliopsida, Ericales, Balsaminaceae.
GACUCUCUUUCUCUCUCUCUCUCUGCUCUCUUCUUCGAUCUCAUAAUGAGACAUAUUCUGCCAAUCCCCUUCUUAUUUUUAACGGCUUGAUCUCUUCUCUCUCAUUUCUCUCUCUAGGUUAACUUCAUUUUCCGUCUCACCUUGGGAUUCUCUCUCAACAUCAUCACCAUCAUCAUCAUCAUCCGUUGCCAAAACCCUUGAAACUCGCAACAACAAACCAAGAAAGAGAGAGAGAGAAAUUGAUAGAUAGAUAGAAACCAGGUCAGGCCAGGCCAGACCAGAUCACCAAUUCCAUUACAUAAACACCACACGUCCUUCUUCUUCUUCUUCUUCCUGUGAUUGUGAUAUGUACUAAACACACUUUUUUCAGUCACUUUCAUAACUUUUUCUCCAGAUUUUUCUAAACCCUUUUCACUUCUUUCCCUAAAUCAAUAUUUAAGAUCAUCAUCAUCAUCAUCAUUCAUUCAUGGGUUGUGAUAGCGUUGAUAAUUUGUCCGACUUUUUCGAUGACUCUGAUUUUGGUGAAACCAACUUCGGCUCCGAUGAUAUUUUCACCCUUCUCGAAAACCUAGAAGGCCACAUCAAUGAAGUACCACUUAUUCCUCCUCCUCCUCCGACGGUGGCUGAGAUCAACGGCUUUGGAUCAUCAUUAUCCCCCAGAAGUAAUAGUAGUAGUAAGAGGCAGAAGGUGACGACGAUGACGACGGUUUGUCCUUCGCUGCCGGAUGAUCAAGAUGGAGAGCAAAGGAUGGCUCAUAUAACCGUCGAGAGGAAUAGGAGAAAACAAAUGAACGAGCAUUUGGCUGUCCUCCGUUCUCUUAUGCCUUCCUUUUACGUCAAAAGGGGAGAUCAAGCAUCUAUAAUAGGAGGGGUGAUUGAUUACAUAGACGAACUUCAACAAAUCCUUCAAUCCCUAGAAGCUAAAAAGCAGCGCAAAGUAAUUUACACUGAAGUCCUCAGCCCUAGGCUCCUCCCAAGCCCACGACCCACUACCGUUCUCAGCCCCAGAAAGCCUCCAUUAAGCCCAAGACUAAUUACCCUACCCCCCAUAAGCCCAAGAACUCCACAGUCCACAAGCCCAUACCAACUCAAACCGCCGCCGCCGCCAUCUCAGGCUGCCGCCGGAGCUAAUAAUUACCCACUUGAACCACCACCACCACCUGCUUUAGUACCUUCACCGUGUUCUUCGAAUUCCUCCCAUGUUGUUGUCAUCGAUAAUAGUGUUUGUGUGAACGAGCUAGCGGCCAGCUCAAAGUCGAACAUUGCUGACGUGGAGGUGAAGUUUUCUAGCCAGAAUAAUCUUCUGUUGAAAACUACUUCACCGAAGAUACCCGGUCAAGCUGUGAAGAUCAUUUCAGCACUCGAGAACUUAGCCCUCGAGAUUUUACAUGUCAGCGUUACCACCAUUGAUGAAACCAUGCUUAAUUCUUUCACUAUCAAGAUUGGAAUUGAAUGCCAGCUUAGCGCUGAAGAACUUGCACAACAAAUUCAGCAAACAUUCUGCUAAUUCAUUCUUUUCCAUCUCUUUAUUUCUUUCUCUCUCUCUCUCUGCAUGUGAAAGUUUCAUACUUUGAUAUGUUAAAAUAAAAGGUGGAGAAGGUGCUGAUGAUCAAUUAGAGGGACAUGGAAAAAAAAAAAAAAGAGAAAGGGAAAGAACAAUUGGUUUACAUUAAUCUAUUAUUAUUAUUAAUUAUAUGCAUUUUAUUUAAGUUUUUUCUUGUAUGAGAGCAUAUUAUAUAUAAUUAGAAGGGAACAUCUAUCUAAUUAAUCAUGUGAACAAUUGUUAUUAUUUAUAGCUAGCUAUUAGCUAACUAGGAGGAGCCUAGGACGACAUUAUAAUCUUUUAGGAUAUUGAUCAUGAUCAUGUACCAGAAGAUAGCUAGCUAGCUAGGUUCACGGAUCUAGUUUAUUAGUUAGUCAGGGAAAUCAUUUCAAAAUAUUUAUCAUUAAUGUUUCCGAUCGAAUUGCUUUAUU